This is a messenger RNA of Erythranthe guttata (spotted monkey flower), 1715 nucleotides long. RefSeq names its product FBD-associated F-box protein At5g60610. Gene Ontology annotation, molecular function: protein binding. NCBI's taxonomy places the organism in Eukaryota, Viridiplantae, Streptophyta, Magnoliopsida, Lamiales, Phrymaceae. The record is from RefSeq and is a predicted model, not a curated record.
GUUUGUCCGAUCAGGUUCGGUAAUUUCUCCUUUUUAUUUUAUUUGUGAAUUAUUAGUUUUCUGAUCCUAUUUGCGCAGUUGUUUGUUGUUCUUCGAGCAGGAACCGAUGAUUUGUUCUAAAAAAGUAGCUUUGUCACUGCUAACUCUAUCUGCUGCAGCAAUUGCUGCUUUCUUUCUAUAUUCAAAAGGGUAUCUUCGCCAUGGAAGUUUCAAGAAGAAACCAUCUUCUCAAUCAGGUAAGAAGGACAUCAUUAGCAAACUCCCAGACGAUAUCUUGGUUUCGAUUAUCUCACAUUUGCCGGUAAAAUGUGGUAUCAGGACGAGCAUUUUGUCGAACAGGUGGUGGAACCUUUACAGAUACGUGUCGACCGUUAAAUUGGAGUGUCGUGACCUUUUAGGAAGUCGUUAUGAUCGUCACAGGCCUCCUAAAUUUACAGUGUAUUUUGACGAAGAUAAAUUUCACGACACUAACUUAGUCAUUGUUUCAGCUAUUAGAUUUUUGAGGCUUCGUUUCAGUUCUACGAUCCGUUAUUUCCAUUUAUCGUGUUGUUUUUAUAAAGUAACCCCUGAUCAAUUGAAGGAGUUCUUUUGUACUUUGCGGGUCGAAAAACUUGCUCUAAGCUGUGGUUGUUAUUUGCGAGCGAGCGUUGUUGAAAUCUCGGUUUACAAUCUUUCUCAAAUAACCUCCUUGCAAUAUUUGAAAUUGAGCUUGUGCACGUUGGUUCCAAUCUCGAACACCCAAUACAGCUCCCUCCAAAUUAUUUCGCUUUCGCACGUUAAAAUAAAGGAUGGUACUAUUGAGUCGAUUUUCUCCAAUUGUUUGGUGCUCCGAUCUUUACGAAUCGGUAAUUGCAAAUGUCCUUCAAAGUUAUGCUUCAAGGGUCCAAAUCUCCAAUUGAAGUCUCUAUGUAUCAACAAUUGUAAAGGUGUAAAUAGGAUAGAGUUUGAUGCUAGUAGUCUCGUCUUAUUCGAGUUUUCUGGUCGUGAAAUGGUUGACUUUAUAUUCGAGCACGUUCCUCAGCUGCAGAGUAUAUCUCUUUAUACAUUUAAGGAAAAUAACGUGCCUUACGCUUGUUCGCGACUUGCAAAAGAUUUGCCUCGUCUGAAAUCAUUGACUUUUGUUGCUAGAGGCGAUCAUUUUCAGGGAAGCGUUAAAUCUAUGGGGAUUAACAUGUUCAACAACCUUAGGCGAUUAGAUCUCAGCCUAUACUCGGGAUCGCAAAUUGAUCUUCUUUUGCUGACUUCGUUUUUGCGCAGUUGUCCCCUCCUACAGGAAUUUCACUUGAAUACAAAUUUUGUGGAUAUUAUUGGACCAGAGGUGAAGAAACAAGAGGAAGUAAUAAUCCACUCCGAGUUGAAGAAAAUGGAAAUUAGUGGAUUUGUCGGGACAGAAAACGAAAUCGAAUUUGCGUCUUACAUCCUCAAAAGUGCAACGUGCCUAGAGAAGAUGGUCAUAAGUAGGUGUUUGAAGAAGUACACGGGAUCUGCCAGGAGGAGGAGUCGAUUCGAAACUCCAUGGAGUGAAGAGAUGCGUCGAACAAUUCACGCACGAUUACAAGGAAAAGCUAUUUCCGAGGCUGCGCUAGUUGUUAUUCAAUAUCAUACGACUGCCCAUAUUGAAGAUGAUAAUUGGGGACGAACGGAAGACGAUUGUAUGAUUUUUGCUUGAUUAUAUAGGUACACGAUUUUGUUUGUAAAUAUUGUUUUUUCAGUUA